Molecule: messenger RNA, 3228 nt
Organism: Nestor notabilis (Kea)
Lineage: Eukaryota; Metazoa; Chordata; Aves; Psittaciformes; Psittacidae
Product: IgGFc-binding protein-like
Exons: 8
Coding region: 1-3228 (1075 amino acids)
Molecular function (GO): protein binding
Source: RefSeq, a predicted model, not a curated record
AUGGAGACCUGCACUUGUGUCCACAAUGGUCGCUCCUACAAGGCCCAAGAGGAGUUUUGGGAUGAUGGGACGUGCCAAAGCUGGUGUAGAUGCGAUGGUGGCCAAGUGACCUGUAGGAAGAGGGGGUGUAAAGCCCAUGAGAAGUGUGUGGUGGUCAACGGUGUCCCAAGGUGCCAGGCCAUGAAGCACCUCACAUGCAUUGGGACGGGUGACCCUCACUACACCACCUUCGAUGGGUUGAGAUAUGACUUCCAAGGGACCUGCAUCUACCAGUUUGCGGCCCUCUGCACCCAAAAGGACCCCAAACUGGUCCCAUUCACUGUCAAGGUGGAGAACAACAACCGGGGCAGCAAAGCUGUGUCCUUCACCAAGACCCUCACCUUGGAGGUCUACGGCAACGUCAUCACCAUGAGCCAGGAGCAUCCACGCAAGGUCAAGGUCAACGGCGCCUUCGUGGAGCUCCCAUUCACCAAGAAGGACCAGUUUGAGCUCUACCACAGUGGUGUCCAUGGCUUUGCCCGCACAGCCUUUGGUCUAAGGGUGAGCUUCGACUGGUACAGCUAUGCCCGUGUCCUCCUCCCUGAGGUCUACGCUGGUGCCGUCUGUGGCCUCUGUGGCAAUGCCAAUGGAGAUGCCGACGAUGACUUUGUGACCCGCGAUGGCCAACGGGCCACCGAUGAGAUCCACUUGGCCAAUAGCUGGAAGGUUGGAGAUGUCCCUGGUUGCUCCUCUGGUUGCGAAGGGGAUUGUUCGAGGUGCAACCAAGAGGAGAAAGAACCCUACCGUGGGGAUGGCUAUUGUGGGGUCAUCACCAAGGCUGAAGGACCAUUCAGGGCUUGUCAUGGUGUGGUCAACCCAGUGGCCUUCCUGGAGGAUUGUGCCUUUGAUGCCUGUCACUACAAAGGUCACCGGGACACCUUGUGUAAAGCCAUUGCUGCCUAUGUGACCGAGUGUCAAAGCCAUGGAGUCAACGUGGAGCCAUGGAGGACACCAACCUUCUGUGGUCCUUCUUGCCCUCGUCAUUCCCACUACGAGCUCUGUGGGACCAGCUGCCCAACCACAUGCCGUGGUAUCUCCAAUGCCUGUGGCUCAACCCCAUGCACUGAAGGUUGCUUCUGCGACCAGGGCUUUGUCCUCAGCGGGGACGAGUGUGUCCCGGUGGACGAGUGUGGUUGUGAGCACCAGGACCUCUACUACAAGAAGGGUGAGGUCUUCUUCUCGUCAUGCCGGGAGAGGUGCCGUUGUGAAGCCAACGGGGUGGUGGAGUGCCAAGAGGUCUUCUGCGGUGCCCAUGAGGAGUGUCGGGUGGAGGAUGGGGUCCUGGGGUGCUACCCCACCAGUUAUGGGCGCUUGGUGGUGUCUGGUGACCCCCAUUACGUGACGUUUGAUGGAAGAGCCUUUGACCUCCCGGGUUCCUGCACCUACGUCUUGGUGCAGCUCUGCAAGCCGGAGAAGUGGUUGAUGGACUUCUCGGUGCUGCUGGAGCAUGAUGUGGGCCACCGGGGCAACAUGGCCUUGAUGAAGAAGGUGGUCACCUCCAUCCAUGGCCACACGGUCAGCAUGGAGAGGGGACGGCGCUGGGAGGUCAUGGUGGACGGAGAACGCUACACGCUGCCCUUGGUCACCAAGGACAAGAAGCUACGGGUUGGCCAAGAAGGCAACAACAUUGUCCUCCAGACCAUGGCUGGCAUCCGGCUCCUCUACAACGUGGCCACCUACCUCCUGGUCACCAUCCCUGAUGCCUACAAGGGCCGCGUGUGUGGAUUAGGUGGCAACUACAACGGGGACCCCAGUGAUGACUUCCAGUUGCCUGGUGGCUCCUUGGCACAGAGCACCGAGGACUUUGUCACCUCCUGGAAGGUCCAUGCGGAGGAUGGAACAUGCACCGAUGGUUGCACCAGCACGGUCUGCCCUAUGUGUGAUGCCACCGAUGUUGCUCCCUACGUGGGCAGUGGCUCCUGUGGGAUCAUCCGGGAUCCGAUGGGACCUUUCAGCUCCUGCCACCCAAAGGUGAGCCCGGUGGAGUAUUUCAACCAUUGUCUCCACGAUGUCUGUGCUGCUGCUGGAGCUCCUGAGGUCCUCUGCCACAGCAUCCAAGCCUAUGCUGCUGCUUGUCAAGCUGCCACCGCUGAGGUCAAAGCGUGGAGAACAUCCACUUUCUGCCGUAAGUUCUCCAGAACAUCUCCAAGGAGCCACCUCAGCUCCUGGUCUCCUCCAAACCCCACCGUUUCCCCCAUAAAACCCAUCCAGUUUGACCACUGUGGCUUUGGAGGCAAGUUCUCCAUCAUUGGCCACACCAAGAAGACAUACAAGCGACCUCUGUGUCACUAUGAGCUCUGCACCCGCACGUGUGACUUCACGUGCUCCAGCCUCUCCAUGCCGGCCCCAUGCACUUGGACAUGCUUUGAGGGAUGUCAAUGUGAUGAUGGGUACCUCUUCGAUGGAGAUACCUGCGUGUCCUUGGAGCAAUGUGGCUGCUUGCACCAGGGAAGGUACUUCAAGGCAGGUGAGACCAUCAUCUCCAACAACUGCACCACAAGAUGCACUUGCCACCCAUCCCAGGGCCUUGUCUGUGAGGACAUCCAGUGUCCCCAAGACCAGGUCUGCUCCACACGGGACGGGGCUCAGCUCUGCGUCAAGCAGCAAGGCCAAUGUCACCUCACCCCUGGGGCCUCCUUGAGCACCUUUGAUGGCACCAAGGGAAUGCUCCUCACCAGUGGCACCUACAAAGUGGCUGCCCUUUGCAACGAGCAGUCACCCAACUGGUUCAAGGUGGUGGUGGAGGUCAAUGAGUGCCGGGAGGACAAUGUCCCUGCUGCUGUUGCCAUCUUCAUCUUCUUCCGUGAGGCUUUCAUUACCAUCAACACCAACAUGGAGGUGUGGGUCAAUGGUCUCUCCACCCAUCUCCCAACCAAUGUGUCCAAAGCCAUCUCCUUGAGCACCACAGGUGGGAACAUCACCAUCUCCCAUACAUCAGGCAUGGAAGUGCUCUUCAGCCCCAAAGGCGCGGUGACGGUCACCGUUGGGGCCACCAUGGUCAACCGCCUCUGUGCUCCUUGUGGCAACUUCAACGGGGACCCCAAGGAUGACCUGAAGCUUCCUGAUGGUCGCGUUGUGAGGAGCAUCGCUGAGGUGGUUGAUGCCUGGAAAGCCAGAGACUUUGUGGGAUGCUAUGCCUCCAAGCCUGUGCGGAUGGAAGUGGAAGCCCCCAUCUACCCCAUGCAAUAG